AUGGUUACCGAACAAAGAGGCACUCUGGAGGCCGGAAGACGGGGUCAUGUAGUUAUAAGAGGAACGCCAGAAAGACUGAUGCUUCAAUUGAUCGAGGAGAACUCGGUUAUUGAUCCCACAUACGUAGAAGACUUCCUCUUGACCCAUCGUACUUUUAUUAAAAAUUCUAUGGAAGUAGCAAACCAACUGUUGAAUUGGUUUAGUGAACCGUCCGCCAGAGAUCGGGUCACGAGGGUAGUUCUUUUAUGGGUCAACAAUCACUUUACGGAUUUUGAAAUGGACCCUGUUAUGAUGGAAUUCGUGGAAAAGUUUGAAGCGUGCCUGGAAGAGAACAAAAUGAGUGGACAAAUGCGAUUGUUAAAUAUUGCAUGCGCCGCAAAAGCAAGAGCCAGGUGCGUCACAUUGGCCAGACCGUGUCGAGAUCAGGUGCUACACUUUUCCAUAUUAGGAGGAUACGAAAGAGGAUUCGGCAUAUUUAUAUCCAAG
Daktulosphaira vitifoliae (grape phylloxera) is the source of this 486-nucleotide messenger RNA. RefSeq names its product rap guanine nucleotide exchange factor 2-like. The annotation marks the transcript as partial. Lineage: Eukaryota; Metazoa; Arthropoda; Insecta; Hemiptera; Phylloxeridae. The transcript is spliced from 2 exons. Gene Ontology annotation, molecular function: guanyl-nucleotide exchange factor activity. Gene Ontology annotation, biological process: positive regulation of GTPase activity; Ras protein signal transduction. Gene Ontology annotation, cellular component: apical plasma membrane; plasma membrane. The record is from RefSeq and is a predicted model, not a curated record.